Molecule: messenger RNA, 4992 nt
Organism: Echinops telfairi (small Madagascar hedgehog)
Lineage: Eukaryota; Metazoa; Chordata; Mammalia; Afrosoricida; Tenrecidae
Gene: GTF3C2
Product: general transcription factor IIIC subunit 2
Exons: 18
Coding region: 1236-4034 (932 amino acids)
Biological process (GO): transcription by RNA polymerase III
Cellular component (GO): transcription factor TFIIIC complex
Molecular function (GO): protein binding
Source: RefSeq, a predicted model, not a curated record
CAUUGCCCUCGUCAUUCUCAAAACAUUUCCUCUCCACCGAUGGGAACUUUAUUUUUUAUAGUAUUUGUAUUAGGGUGCUUUCCAUCCUUAUCAUUAAGGCACAUAGAGACCUGUAGGUGGUUCUCUCCUGGAGCUUGAGCGGUUUCUCCUCCUUUAUUUAUCACUGGUGAACACCUGAUUCUGGCAAGACACUGUGCAGUUGGAGGUUGUUCAGGGUUUUUGGUGUAAUGGUCACUAUUGUUUCGUGCCCCCUGGGUCCACAGCUGGCUUAUUUCUGAGUUUGAAGAAAAUGAAGAUUCAUGACAGCUUUACCCAUUAUUUACUGUGGAUAGGGGAUGCUGGAAGGGGAUGGUCCUGAAAUGUCUCAUAACCACCCACCUCCCCUGUCCAGGUGUAAAAUUGAUGGCAAGAUAGUCUGAAAUCUGUUCCCAGACUAAUAUCCACAGGGGUGGUUAUUAGGUCUAGCCAUCCCCCAUGGGUUGUCCUAAAACCUGUGAAAGCCGCAAUGUGUGUAAGGUGGCAACUGUAAGGUCAGAGAAGGAAAACUCUAGGAUUUACACCCAAACAAGCACUAGAAAACUAUGUCAGAGGUGGCAAGCUCUUGAGACUCAGUGAAGCAGGGUGGUCCCAGAGUCUGGUUCUCACGGAUGGCACUGUAUGAUCUUGCAAAUACUCCUUGUCAUCUGUGUUACAAAGUGGUAGCCCUCCCCUAGGUUCAGAAUAGGCUUUUCUUAUUUGCAUUUUGUGGGUGAGUGGAUAUGGGGCAGUUUGGUUCAUUUCACUAGGUUUGGAGUGGGGACAGAGUUGAAUAAUGUGUGUGUAUUGUAAUCUUUUUUCCAAGAAGCUCUGUAACCUUGAAAUUAAAUAACAAAUUAGGCACUUAUUAGCAUAGUGCUUGGCUAUAGCGAAUGGUAGGUUGCUUUCAUUCCUAAUUGUUUAUAAGAAUGUAAGUUGCAUGAGUAUAAGUUGCAUGCGGGCAGGAACCCUGUCUCCCUUUUUAAUUGCCAUAGAAGCAGUGCCUUGGGCAGAGCCUGACCUAGAGAACAUGCUCUGUCAGUGGCUGGCUGGGUGAAAAGGUGACCGGGGAGCUUGGGUGUCUGGGUAUGAGGUGUGGGGAGGGAGAACAAAAGCAGACGAAGCUGAGCUUGGCAUGCAUGUAAGCAAGGUCAUUUGCUUCUGCCCUCUACUUAUUUGUCUGUCUCUGUGUGCAGGGGCAGCCAUUGUGGGGGGUGCUGAUGGAUACCUGCGGGGUCGGCUGUGUUGCCCUGGGGGAGGCCGGCCCCGUGGGGAGCAUGACUGUGGUAGACUCUCCCGGGCAAGAAGUGCUAAACCAGCUUGACGCCAAGGCCUCUUCAGAAAUGACCAGUGCCACCGAAGCUUCCAUAGAGAUGUCUUUACCUAGCCCUUUGCCUGGAUUUGAGGAUUCUCCUGAAAAGAGGAGGCUCCCUCUAGAGCAGGAAGGCAUCUCCCGACUGGAACAGCAAGAUCUUUCUUCAGAGAUGGCAAAAGUCUCAAAGCCUAGGGCCUCAAAGCCUGGCCGGAAGAGAGGUGGUAGGACACGAAAAGGCCCCAAAAGGCCCCAACAGCCUAAUCCUCCAUCAGCCCCUCUGGUUCCUGGCCUCUUAGAUCAAUCCAACCCUCUUCCCACCCCCAUGCCUAAGAAACGAGGUCGAAAGUCCAAGGCAGAGCUGCUACUGCUGAAGUUGUCCAAAGGCCUAGAUCAGCCAGAGUCUCCACCUCCAAAGAGGCCCCCUGAGGACUUUGAGACCCCUCCUGGGGAACGACCCCGCCGAAGGGCUGCCCAAGUGGCACUUCUGUAUCUUCAUGAACUGGCUGAGGAGUUCUCCACAACACUGCCUGCUCCAGUGGCCUGUCCUGAGGGCGCCAGGUUGAGCAGCCCCACCACGCUGAAGCAGAGCCAGCUGGAGGGAGACCCUCACGGUGUGGUGGGAGGAGAGGAUGAUACCGCGGGAGACGAAGACUUUGUUCUCCGGGUUAAGACAGAAGAGGAAGAAGAGAGUGAGAUCCCGAGUGAAAGCUCCUCCGACCCUGAGCCCGCAGUGCCCGCCACGCCCGCAGUGCCCGCCACGCCCACAGUGCCCACUGCACCCACAGUGCCCACUGCGCCUACCGUGCCCACCGCACCCACUGUGCCCACCGCAUCCACUGUGCCUGCGGUGCCCCGAAGUGCUCCGCGAGGAUCCACUUCCGGGAAGCAGAAGCCUCACUGCCGAGGAAUGGCUCCCAAUGGCUUACCCAAUCACAUCAUGGCUCCUGUGUGGAAGUGCUUCCACCUCACCAAGGACCUCCGAGAACAGAAGCAUUCAUACUGGGAGUUUGCAGACUGGAUUCCUUUGGCCUGGAAGUGGCACUUGUUAUCUGACAUUGAGGCUGCUCCCUACCUGCCCCAAGAGGAGAAGUCUCCACUGUUUUCUGUACAGCGUGAAGGACUUCCUGAGGACGGCACACUCUACCGCAUCAAUAGAUUCAGCUCCAUCAGAGCGCACCCUGAGCGCUGGGACAUGUCCUUCUUCACGGGGGGACCGCUCUGGGCUCUGGAGUGGUGCCCAGUGCCAGAGGGGGCAACAACCUCGCAGUAUGUGGCCCUGUUCUCCAGCCCUGACAUGAAUGAGACGCACUCACUGAGCCAGCUGUAUUCAGGCCCGGGGCUGCUCCAGCUCUGGGGCCUUGGGACUUUGCAGCAAGAAAGCUGUUCUGACAACAGGGCCCACUUUGUCUAUGGGAUUGCUUGUGAUAAUGGUUGCAUCUGGGACCUCAAGUUCUGCCCCAGUGGAGCAUGGGAGCUUCCAAGCACCCCUCGGAAGGCUCCUCUCCUGCCCCGGUUGGGUCUUUUGGCGCUUGCCUGCUCAGACGGGAAGGUGCUGCUGUUCAGCCUGCCCCAUCCCGAGGCCCUGUUGGCCCAGCAGCCGCCAGAUGUGAAGAAGUCAGCCAUUUAUAAGGUAGAGUGUGUGGCAACGCUUCAGGUGGGGUCGAUGCAAGCCUCAGACCCCUCGGAGUGUGGUCAGUGCCUUAGCCUGGCCUGGAUGCCCACCCGACCCCACCACCACCUGGCUGCUGGAUACUAUAAUGGCAUGGUGGUUUUCUGGAACCUUCCCACUAACUCACCCCUGCAGCAGAUACGACUCUCUGAUGGCUCCCUGAAGCUCUACCCCUUCCAGUGUUUUCCGGCCCAUGACCAGGCUGUGCGUAACCUUCAGUGGUGUAAAGCCAACAGUCAUUUUCUAGUCUCUGCUGGAAGUGACCGAAAAAUCAAAUUCUGGGACCUUCGACGACCUUAUGAACCAAUAAACUGUAUCAAGCGCUUCCUGAGUACAGAGCUGGCCUGGCUGCUCCCCUACAAUGGUGUCACUGUGGCUCAGGACAACUGCUAUGCCUCUUAUGGCCUCUGUGGAAUUCAUUAUAUCGAUGCUGGUUACCUUGGUUUCAAAGCCUACUUCACUGCCCCUCGAAAAGGCACUGUCUGGAGUCUUUCAGGAUCAGACUGGCUUGGGACAAUAGCCGCAGGAGAUAUAUCCGGGGAGCUCAUUGCAGCUGUAAUGCCUGAUUUAGCACUGAACCCAAUCAAUGUCAAGCGACCUGUGGAGCGAAGAUUCCCUAUCUAUAAAGCAGACCUGAUUGCGUAUCAGGAUAACACUGAAGAACAAGCCCAGUAUUCAUCUGGGGCUGCAUCCGGGGCUCCCAACCCUCCCAAGGCGCGAACUUACGCUGAAACCGUCAGCCAUCACUAUUUGCUCUUUCAGGACACAGAUUUGAGUUCCUUCCACAAUCUGCUCCGUAGAGAACCAAUGCUUCGCAUGCAGGAGAGAGAGGGGCUCACACAGCUCUGCCUGGACAGGCUGCAGCUGGAAGCUAUUCAUAAGGUACGUUUCAGCCCAAACCUGGACUCCUACGGAUGGCUGGUAUCUGGGGGGCAGUCAGGGCUGGUUCGGAUCCAUUUUAUCCGUGGACUCACCUCCCCACUGGGCCACCGUAUGCAGCUUGAAAGCCAAGCCCAAUUCAAUGCUAUGUUCUAAGCAUCCUAUCCUACUGAAGGGCUCGGCUUCCAUUCCAGCCAGCCAUUGCCUUCUGCCCAGUCCCUAGUCUUAAUCCACACGGACCCUUGGAAUGAAGUCUGCCGAGAACAAAUGGCCUCCAAGCCAGAGGGCUGGGGCUUUCCUGGACAGUUCCGCUGCCCAGGCCGGAACCUUGGGGCCUGCUUCAUCAGGCCUCUCUAGAUCCCUCUCCUUCCACAGACUUUCUCCUCUGAUCACAGCCUCCUGUGGGCACGGGGGCGCUCCCUCCAUGAACUCUCAAGGCUCCGCAGCCUAACACUUUGGUUCACAAGAAGCACUCAGGCCUGACCUAGGCUGGGGAGUCAAAUUGCUCAUAUUGAGCUUAUUGUGAAGUAGGUACAGCCAAGUAAAGGUACUGGGUGUUUUGAGAUCACAUGUGAGUGGGUGUUUGGAGAGUUGGAAAGGGUAUUUGCAUGAAGGCACCCGUCUGACUAUUCCAGAAUCCAGUGUUACUGCCUUCCCAAACGUCCUCUUUCCAGUAACCAACAUGUAGGCCUAUGAGGGGUGAUAGUAAUUUAUUGGACAGAAGCUGCUUAUAGUAUUUCUUCAACUGAGGAACACCGCAGACACCCUACCAAUAGAACAGCGACUCAGAUCUUACUUGCUCCUGCUUUUGAAAUAUUCCUGGCCACUGGUCAUCUGACCCUACUUGAACACUCCUAGACAGUCAUGUUUCAGAGAUCUUCCUUUAUAUCGUCCAAGAAUAUACCUCUACAUUUACCCAUUGGUGUUAGGAAAUCUAGUCAUUCUUCCCUGUGAUUGCCUUUUAAGUAUUUAACAAUAGCUAUCAUGUGUUCCCCGAGUAUUUUCUUCUCUAGAUUAAAUUUCUUCAGUUUAUUCAACCAUUCUUUUACAAGUCAUGGUUUUUGAUCCUUCAUGGUAACUGUCACAUUGCUGACUUAUUAAAUACGUUUAGCUA